Lotus japonicus is the source of this 2118-nucleotide messenger RNA. Its product is annotated as glutathione hydrolase 3. Gene Ontology annotation, cellular component: plasma membrane. The transcript is spliced from 7 exons. Gene Ontology annotation, biological process: glutathione catabolic process. Gene Ontology annotation, molecular function: glutathione gamma-glutamate hydrolase. Bases 179 to 2047 code for a protein of 622 amino acids. The record is from RefSeq and is a predicted model, not a curated record. Lineage: Eukaryota; Viridiplantae; Streptophyta; Magnoliopsida; Fabales; Fabaceae.
AAAGGAUCAACUGAAUUUCCAAAUCCUAAUCAAGUCAACAACAACAACAAAAACAUCCAAUCCAAAACACCCACCUUAGCUAUAACUGUUAAUAUCUGUUUGUUGAGUUGAGUUUGUUGAUUGGCUCACUCAACUCAAUUGAAUCUUCCAUUCCCCUGAGAAUCCACCGUUCACAGUGAUGGAUUCUCCUCUGCUUCAACGACCUGAUGAUCCUCUGCGCAGUAAAAGCAGUUCCAACGUGUUUCUCCGGUCCCUUCUCACCUCUGUUGCUGUCACUUUUUUUGUGCUAGCAAUCAGAGGCAACAUAAGUUUCGAGAGACUACAAGGGGUAGAAAAAUAUGAUGGGGGAGUGGAAGCAAAUCAGGGAAAUGUCAUUGAAUCACAGGUAGGAGUUGUUGCAGCUGAUGAUUGCCGGUGUUCAGCAGUUGGUGUCUCAAUGCUCAGGCAGGGUGGGCAUGCUGUUGAUGCUGCAGUGGCCACUGCAUUAUGCCUUGGUGUUGUUUUUUCAGCAUCAAGCGGCAUAGGAGGCGGCGGUUUCAUGGUUGUCCGGUCUUCUUCUACCUCCCAAGCCCAAGCUUUUGACAUGAGAGAAACUGCUCCAUUAGCUGCUUCGCAGAAUAUGUAUCAGAACAAUCCAGAAUCUAAGAACGCAGGCGCAUUGUCAAUGGGAGUUCCUGGUGAUAUAGCUGGCCUUCAUGCAGCCUGGUUGAAAUAUGGACGAUUACCAUGGAAGACCUUAUUCCAACCAGCUAUAAAACUUGCUAAAGAUGGUUAUGUAGUGUCUGCUACUCUUGGAGAUUACAUGGCUAGCUCAGAAAAGAAGAUAAUGAAUGAUCCUGGGUUAAGAAAUAUAUAUGCACCUAAUGGAAUUUUGUUGAAAGAAGGGGAGGUGUGUCGUAACCCGGAACUUGGUAACACCUUAGAGGUAGUGGCAGAGCAAGGGCCACAAGCUUUCUACAAUGGAACCAUUGGCGAGAAAUUAGUAAAGGAUGUGAGAGAAGUUGGUGGGAUUCUAACAAUGGAGGAUUUGCACAAUUACAAGGUGGAAAUAACAGAUGCAGUGACUGUGAAUGUGAUGGGAUACACCAUAUAUGGCAUGCCACCUCCUUCAAGUGGAACACUCUCUCUUUCUCUGAUCUUGAACAUCUUGAACAGCUAUGGAAGUCCUGAUGCUGCAAAUGAAAAUCUGGGUCUUCAUCGACUAAUAGAAGCUCUUAAACACACGUAUGCCAUCAGAAUGAACUUGGGUGACCCAGACUUCGAAAACAUCAGUAGUACUGUCUCCAAAAUGCUCUCCCCAUCUUUUGCAAAAGAUAUUCAGCAAAAGAUACUUGAUAACACUACUUUCCCUCCAGAGUACUAUAUGAACAGAUGGAGCCAACUUAGAGACCACGGAACAAGCCAUUUGUGUGUAGUGGAUGCUGAUAGAAAUGCUGUAUCACUGACAACAACCGUUAACUAUCAUUUUGGAGCUGGGGUUCGUUCUCCUUCAACCGGUAUUGUAAUCAACGAUGAGAUGGAUGACUUCUCUACGCCAACUGAUGUCUCCCCUGAUAAACUACCUCCAGCUCCAACAAACUUUAUCAAACCAAACAAAAGACCAUUGUCUUCCAUGACUCCUAUAAUCAUCACUAAGGAUGACCAGUUGGUCGGGGUCAUUGGAGGCAGCGGCGGAAUGAACAUCAUUCCAGCCGUGGCUCAAGUCUUUCUCAAUCAUUUCAUCUUGGGAAUGAAACCUUUGGAUGCAGUUCUGAGACCAAGGAUCUAUCACAAGCUAAUACCAAAUGUAGUUAGCUACGAGCACUUGACGGCUUAUAAUGGUGAUCACAUUGGGCUUGCAGAAGAAAGUAGGCAUUUCCUGGAAGAGAGAGGUCAUGAACUGUGUGAGUGUGCUGUAAAAGCUGUCACUCAGCUGAUCGUCCAAACUCUCGAUACACCUAUUAAAUUGAACAGGAAAACUGGUGAAAAAACCAAUUCACAUGGAAUGCAUGGUAUUCUAACAGCAGUCAGUGACCCUAGAAAGGGUGGAUGUCCAGCUGCUGUGUAAUUAUAUUGAUUAAUUCAGAUUGAAACGUGUAAAACCCAGACAUUUCAAAUUGAAAAUCAAAAUUUUUUAAA